UAACGGAGGGACGGCCACAUGUCACGACUCUGUCAGCAGGAAGUGACCUCGCUGUACGUCAAAAUUAAAUCACUGCCUCAACUCGUCUGACCACAGGAACAGAAACAUAUGGAACGACUGCACCGUGUGGACAAUAAAUAACAUACGAUUCAUCCCGUCACUCUCUGUGUGUUUGGUGUGACGCUGUCGGCGGCGACACUUGGACGUGUCCCCUCAGGCUGCUGGACCCUGCUGUGAGUUUGUUGUUGGUCACUGGAGCCGGUCGGAGCGGUGGAUGAACGGAGGCGUGGGGCGAUGGCGGUGAAUCUGAGUAAGAACGGUCCUGCGCUCAUGGACGCUUAUAAGGAAGUGGUGGAUGGCAACUUAGACACGAACUGGGCUCUGUUCACGUAUGAAGGGAACAGUAAUGAUAUCCGUCUGGCAGAUAAGGGAGAUGGUGGGUUGGAGGAAAUGGUGGAGGAGCUGAACAGCGGGAAGGUGAUGUACGCUUUCUGUCGCGUCCAGGACCCAAACUCUGGACUGCCCAAAUAUGUCCUCAUAAACUGGACAGGUGAAGGUGUGAAGGACUCUCGGAAAGGAAUAUGUGCAAACCAUGUCGGCUCAAUGGCCAACUUCCUGAAGGGAGCCCAUGUGACCAUAAACGCCCGCGGAGAAGAAGACGUGGAACCGCAGAGCAUCCUGGAGAAGGUGGCCAAGGCCUCUGGAGCCAACUUUAAUUUCCACAAACAAACAGAGUACAAAGACGCUCCCAGAGGACCCGUGGGUUCGGUGUAUCGGAAGACAAACGCUGUGGAGGAAAUCCAACAAACCAAAAAGGACGACUUCUGGGUCCAAACUCAGAGGGAUGAAGAGGAGCGUCGACGGGAGGAGAUCCAACGAGCAGAGCUGGAGAGACAGACAGUGGAGAGGGAGAGGAGGGAGAUGGACGAGAGGCAGGCAAAGGAGAGGGAGAGGAGAGCAAAGGAGAGAGCUCAGCAGAUUGAGCAGGAGAAGUUGUUUCAGAGGCAGAGAGAAGAAGAAGAAGAAAGACAGAGGGAGCAGCAGCGACAGAACCAGCCAGAAAAUGGAUACAAGAAGUCGGGAAUUAACUCUGCUGCCUCGGUGCAGAAAGCUAACGAGGCCAAAUCGCUGAUUUCUCAGAGGUCAUUUAAUCCCAGAGACAUAUUCAAACAGAGGGAGCAGAGCUUUGAGUCCAACAACCGACUGUCUCCUGCUGCAUCCAGACCUGGGAAGCUGCAGAGUCCGUUUUUAUCCCAGAAAUCCUUGGAGAGAGAAGCUCCGCUGCAGCCUCAGUAUCCAGCUGUGACCCCCCUGUCUCCUGUCUCACCUGAACGGUCUCACUCACCUGUUCCGGGUGAGACCCCCCUGUCCACCGUCUCACCUGAGCGGUCUCAUUCAGCUGACCAACCUGUGUUCCCGCCCUACUCCAUGCACCCCCUGUCUCCUGUCUCACCUGUCUCACCUGUGCUGUCUCAUUCACCUGCUCCAGCUGUGUCACCUACACCGCCGAAGACAACAGACUCACCUGUUCAGGCUGCAGAUGCUGUUUACACAGAAGAGGAGGAGUGGUCAGAUGAGUUUGAUGAAGAUGCAGAUGAACCUACUCCAGAGGAUCUGUACGAGGCACCACGUCCGUCAGCAGAGACAGAGGACGACCUGUAUGAAAAUGUCUACCAGCACGUCCCCACAGAUGGAGACCAGGAUGUGGGGACGAGUGGACAGGACAUCAGAGCCAGAGCUCUGUAUGACUACCAGGCCGCGGACGACACUGAGAUCACCUUUGACCCUGAUGACAUCAUAACGGGGAUCGAGAUGGUGGAUGAAGGCUGGUGGAGAGGAUACGGACCUGACGGACACUAUGGCAUGUUCCCCGCCAACUAUGUUGAGCUUCUCUAGGUUUCAUCACUCUCUUCAUGUUCCAUAAACACUGAAAAAGGUCACAGACAGGAAGUGGAAGACAGUAAUCAUAAUAAAAAGAAAGUGUGGUAUUUUUCAACUUGGA
Messenger RNA from Epinephelus lanceolatus (giant grouper), 2002 nucleotides. Its product is annotated as drebrin-like protein B. Gene Ontology annotation, cellular component: site of polarized growth; postsynaptic density; actin filament. Gene Ontology annotation, molecular function: actin filament binding. The record is from RefSeq and is a predicted model, not a curated record. Gene Ontology annotation, biological process: positive regulation of axon extension; neuron projection morphogenesis; regulation of actin filament polymerization. Lineage: Eukaryota; Metazoa; Chordata; Actinopteri; Perciformes; Serranidae.